AUGGCAUUUAAAUUUACCAAGAAUUUAAUGAAAAACUCCGUUCUUACACCAAAACUUGUUUUGGAAAAGAUAUCCAAUAAUUUGGGCAAUAAGAAUGGAAUAAAAUCCGGGAAAAACUUCAAACAAACAGUUAGAUACGGCGAAUAUCCCGUUUUAUCGCAUGAUCCUAUACCUAAACAUAUAGUGAGACCGUUUUACGCCCAGAAUCGCACAGAAGAUGAGUUGAAAAGAUACUAUACCCAGAAACUCCCAUUCGCUGAAGUCAAAACCGAUGAACAAAUCUCUAAAAUGAGAUCUGCUGCAAAAAUCGCAGCUAAAUGUUUGAAGCUAUGCCUGGAUUCCACAGUAAAAGGGGUCACUGCUGAUUUUAUUGACAGAAAGGGUCAGGAUUUUAUCGUAAACUCCGGAGCUUAUCCCUCCGGUGUUAAUUUCCACGGGUAUCCCAGAGCAUUGUGCAUCUCCGUAAAUGAGGUCGCCUGUCACGGCAUACCUAGUAUGAGGCCUUUUCACGAGUCUGACGUUGUUUCCUACGAUUGUACCGUUUUUUAUGACGGUGUAUUUGGGGACUGCGCUGGUACUUGCAUAGUAGGAGAGGCUCCAGAAGAGGCCAAAAAACUAGUUUCAGUUUCAAGGGAAUGCUGCUAUAUCGCUAUUGAGAGCUUGAAACCCGGGGUUAAAUUUUCAAAGAUGGCUGAACUUGUUACAAAGCACGCCGAGAAGAACGGGUUUUCAGUUAUUAGGGAGUUUGGAGGGCAUUUUAUCGGCCACAUGCUCCACAUGCCUCCAAUGAUCCAGUUUUCUAACCCCAGCUCAACACCCGGCGUAGCUGAAGAGGGACAUAUUUUCACCAUUGAACCCAUAGUUUGCCAAGGAGAUAAUUCUAUAUACACUUGGGAGGAUGGCUGGACCAUCGCCACAGCAGACAACGGCUUGUGUUCUCAAUUUGAGCACACUGUUCUGGUUACUAAGGACGGUUGUGAAAUAUUAACACUUCCAUAA
Molecule: messenger RNA, 999 nt
Organism: Theileria annulata
Lineage: Eukaryota; Apicomplexa; Aconoidasida; Piroplasmida; Theileriidae
Product: methionine aminopeptidase, putative
Exons: 8
Coding region: 1-999 (332 amino acids)
Biological process (GO): proteolysis
Molecular function (GO): metalloaminopeptidase activity
Source: RefSeq, a predicted model, not a curated record